AUGGAGGUUGAAUCUGCCAAAAGGCUACUCGGCAAUGCCACUACCUCCCUGGCGGCUGCAAACCGUGCCCUGACUGCCCUGGCCUCCCCGGAGACGCGGGACCGGCCGAGCUCUGCCGCCCUCCUCGCUCGCGCCUUCCACCGCAAGGCGGCCGCGCUGGGAGCGCUGGGCGACUCGGUGGAGGCGGUGCGCGUGUAUCGCUCCGGCCUGGCCGCCUGCGGGGGAGCGGCGCCCGCCCUGGCGGCGGCACUGCGCUUGACCCUGGAGAACCUGCCCGCCAGCUGGCACGCCGCCUACUGGUGCGGGCGGAUUGAGGCGGGGCAGGGACCCGCCCCCUUUUCCUCCAGGGACGGCAGGCGCCUGGCCGGCAUCCCCCCCGACGCCCGCCUCGCUCCCGGCGAGCUCCGUGCCGCCCUGGAGCGAGUGCUCGCGACCAGGAGGGACGUGGCGGACGAGGCCGCCGACUUGCUUUGCCAGACGUGGUCACGAGGCCGCAAGCAGCCCGGGCGGGCGGAGCUGUCGUACCUGCGCGGCGCCGCCUACCUCGAGGCCGGCGACGCCGGCCAGGCCCUGCGAGACGCACGCUGUGCCAUCGUGUUCGGCCCCCGCGCCGGCCCGGCCGCCGAGGAGCGGACCCCGGAGGCCGACGCCGGGGACGCGGGGGAGGAGGGGUGGGGCGCGGCGUCGCCCUGGCUCACCGCCGCGCGUUCCUCCCUCUGGCCGGCGGCGCUGGGCCUGCUGGGCGCCGCCUACGAGGCGACGGGCGACAACGUCCGGGCGCUGCUGCUGGCCUGCCUGGCCGCGGAGGGGGCGGGCGGCCACGAGCGCGAGGGGAGCGACGAGGGGGCGGGGGGGGCUUGCCCCGAGGUGCCCGCCGUCGUCGGCAGCUCGGCCAAGGGGGCCGUGUGCGGCGGCCCUGAGGAGGGCCAGGACGGCGGGGGCCUGGAAUCAGGGCAGCAAGAAGAAAGCGUGCACGAGGCGGCACGGCGCCGCCUCCUGCGCCGCGUCCCCGAGGAGUGCGUGGCCGCCGUGCGGGCGCGCGGGAGCGCCGGCCUGCUGGCGCUGCUGUCCGCGGCGCACACGCAGGCCAAGCCGGAGGUGCUGCGCAGGCGCCCCAAGUACUACUACUACUACGAGUGGAUGAAGAAGCGCAUCCUUGAGCAGGCAAGGCCCCUUGGGUCGCGUCGUGGAGAGGGCUCCCGUUACCCCGCACUGCCCGAGCCGGUCAUGGACAAGCUGCUGACGUUGGAUGCGAAUGAGCUGGACCUGGUGCUGCAGUACCCCCAGGCCACGCGGCAGAUGGUGGAUAAUCUGCUCGGAGUGCUGGAGACUCGAGGCAGUGCGGCCCUGGAAACCUACCGCGUGCCACUGCUGUCGUGGGAGGAGGUCAAGGCGCUCAAGGGCCCCGGCACCGUCGGUCUGGCUCUGGGGUCCUCUGCCGACGCUCCGCCAACGCCCCCCAAGCUCCAUGGCAGGGCCGCCGCCCAGCCCCUGGCCGUUGAGGCGGGGGAGGGGGGCGCUGCCCUGGCCUCAGAGAUGCCGGGGGACGAGUGGAGCCCCCCUGCCGUGGGCACUGGCGCCCCUUUCUUUGAGGAGCUGGACUGA
Auxenochlorella protothecoides is the source of this 1605-nucleotide messenger RNA. RefSeq lists its product as hypothetical. The transcript has 5 exons. Gene Ontology annotation, molecular function: protein binding. The record is from RefSeq and is a predicted model, not a curated record. NCBI's taxonomy places the organism in Eukaryota, Viridiplantae, Chlorophyta, Trebouxiophyceae, Chlorellales, Chlorellaceae. Bases 1 to 1605 code for a protein of 534 amino acids.